This is a messenger RNA of Drosophila rhopaloa, 1610 nucleotides long. RefSeq lists its product as uncharacterized. NCBI's taxonomy places the organism in Eukaryota, Metazoa, Arthropoda, Insecta, Diptera, Drosophilidae. The transcript is spliced from 2 exons. The record is from RefSeq and is a predicted model, not a curated record. The coding region runs from base 157 to 537 and encodes 126 amino acids.
ACCACCUACGCCAGAGCGAAAGGUUUUUGUCUUGUUGCUUUGUGCGAUCUGUUCUGCGUCUGCGUCCCGUUCUUGUGGCUAAAAAGAAAGAAAGGCAAGCGAACGUAUUUCGCUCCGUGUUCGUGCUUUAUCUUAAAUUCGAAAUAAUAUACAAAAAUGUCUCACAGUGCGUACCUGCUGUGUGUGCUGUUUUUAGGCGCCAGUUGCCUGGUUUUUAGUGCGAGUGCUGCGCGGAGUUAUGGAAAGGGUUACAAGACAACCACCACGACGACCACGAUCGCGCCACCCCAGACGCCCAAGGAAUAUCUGGACAGUCAGCCUGGAAUCUCCACCUUCGGCAUCAUCGCCAUUAUCUUCACCGUUAUCGUUCUUUGCCUGAUAUUUUACUACGGUAUCAUUUGCUACCCCUUACUGUGCCGGGAUGAGAAGAAAUAUCGGUUUAUGGACGUAUCCUCGACUAUUACCGCCGCCACUUCGCGCUCCAUUCAGUCCAUAGAGAAUUAUCCCGACCAGAAACACCACCAUCAGUUGGCCUGAUUUAAGGUCUAACCAUCCGAAGGAUCGUGGUUUAGUUUAACUUCUAUUUAGUAACUCGAAAAAGACUUCAAUGGCAGCCAGAAACGAAAAUCCAUAAGUAUGAUUCAGAUUUAAGUCCUGAGCGAAACCGACAAGAAAUAUCUCUCGAAAAUUUUGAUUUAUUUAACUAAUUUACACAGGAAACUUGAUUCAAACAGUUACAAUCUCUUUGCAUAUACUUAUACCACAAGAAGUUUACCCAUUAUAUUGCUAAUAUGUGUUUAAAAUUUUAAACAUUUCAUUCAAAAAUUCCUCAAAUUCUAUAAUUUAUACCUUAAUAUUUCCUGUCUUUUGCACUUAGGACUAUAGUAUUACAUAUAAAAAUAACCAAUUGAGGAGUUCGCUGGAAAGGAAAUUAAUCAUUCAUAAUUGUAAAUUGGGUUUCCUACGCAUCCCCGACCGUUUCUUUAUCUGUUGUUUCUCUUAAUCCCAGACUCAACAAGUUUGGCCUGUCCUCCGACCCUUUUUACCCUGUCCCUCGUGCAUCUUUGGCCCUUUUUAUUUCUUUUUAUGCAGGUAGUUUUAGCCGUUUACACACCGCUUUGUCUUCGUUUUCUUUUUUUGGACAAAACCAAAGUGUGGCAAUUGAGUCACGUUGCCCGUUUGUUUUUUUCGAAAUCUCAAGGAAUUUGGCAAUCUUUUUAUAUGUAAACCCUCUUGCGGCCUAAUUUGCAUGCAGAAUCGAAUUAACAGACGUACUCUUUGUGAUGCCGCGAAUUUGCCGAUCCCCCGUCCCUACAAACACACAGGUUGUACUUAAGUCGAAACCAAGUACUUAAUAAAUAUAUCAUGCCAAUCAUAGAAUAAGCGCCAAUCUGCCACCACGAAUACAUUUAAGCAAUUUUCAAUUUGUGCAUUUAGACGAAAAUAAGUAUCCUUCUAUACAAUGUGUCAAAAUACGUUUUUAGACGUUACCUAGAGUUAAGCCUAUCAAAUUUUAUCUAUACAAAUCUUUUUUGGACAUUUUUAUGCGAUUUUUUACAAAAAAUAAAAGAUUUUACCGUAACCACUGGUGAAAAGAAAAUACAUAUUAA